GUUCUCUUCUUCUACAUCCUCACCCUGAUUGUUCUAAGAUUAUUUGCUAUCUUAACUGGCAAAUUGUACAAGGCAGGAAGAUUAUGGUGAAACAUCUCUUUGAACAAAUGGCUAAUGAAGGAAAGAAUAAAUACUUUUUAAUUCAACAACUCCAUAAAGCACAGAAGCCAAAUGUUCUCGAUCAUGGAGUACCGCAAAGAACGUCACAGCGACAGAUUCAGUCUGUCAGUGAAGCCCCAGACACACAGCUUGUUAAUGAACCCAAACCACAGUUCCCUCAAAGUAGCGGUGCCUCCAGUUCCCUGGCAUUAGCUAUGAGGGCAAGGCAACAAGCAGAACUAGAAGAGGACUCCCCACCAAUGAACAGUAAAACA
Messenger RNA from Staurois parvus, 374 nucleotides. The record is from the annotation of a GenBank genome assembly. Lineage: Eukaryota; Metazoa; Chordata; Amphibia; Anura; Ranidae.